This is a messenger RNA of Caenorhabditis briggsae, 1104 nucleotides long. Gene Ontology annotation, molecular function: protein binding. Lineage: Eukaryota; Metazoa; Nematoda; Chromadorea; Rhabditida; Rhabditidae. The record is from RefSeq and is a predicted model, not a curated record. The transcript has 6 exons. Bases 1 to 1104 code for a protein of 367 amino acids.
AUGGGACCCAGAGAUUUGAGAGCCAAAGGAUCAUUUUCAACUGUUUUCGAGAGUACCAUUCUAGAUUGGGACCUGCAGCUGCAUAAACAAUUCGGUGGUCGUAUUCCCAAUUUUCGCGAUUCCUCGUACGUAAUCAGUUUGAAUGGAACAGGAGCUCGAGAUCUUUAUCCACCAGUUCACAGUAUCAGUUUCAAAUUAAAUGUGCUGGAUUCAGAAGGAAAUAAUUUCAAAUCAUUGAAAUAUUUCAUCGACGGAACUACACUUUCCCAUCCAAGAAGGGGAAGAAUCGAUCAUAAAUCGUAUUCCACUGAAGCGAAUACUUCUUUUGAGAGAUCUUUGUCUACUCUGAUCGCUGCUAAUCAGAAAAAAGAGCACACAAUGCACUUGGAAACCAGAAUGGAAUUCAAAAAUUAUGAAUUCGUAGAUUUCAAGUAUUUGGUUGGAGAAGGAGCGCCGAAUGUUUCAGAUAAACGGGAAUACUACUUCGAUGCUCUCACAAACAGAAGCCGUCAUGAUCUGAAACUGCAGACUUCCGAUGGAAGUCAGUAUCUGAUGACAAACAAGGAAAUCAUCUGUCUUGCUUCUUCAUUCUUCCGUCAACAUUUGAAAGAGCAGACAAUCGAAUACACAGUUGGAGUGGCUGAUUCAUUAGAAAGCAUUGAUAUUUGUCUGACAUAUUUAGUUACUGGAAGAUACAAAAAACCAAAAGAAUUGACACCCAAACUUGCUGCCGAAACCAUGACAUUGGCUACACAGUGGAAAGCAUUUGAGCAUAAAAUACUGAAGAAUUCGCUCGAAAAACAUUGUUAUGAAGAACUUGUCAAGAAUCGCGAAGACUUCAUGUAUGUGGUCAAUCUGUUGAUCGUGGCUGAAGACGCGCAGUUUUCAAAUGUUCAAAACUGUUGUGUGGCUACUAUAAACUUCUACCACUUUCACGAUUUUGUGAGAAACUUUGUCUAUGGAAGUCAUCCAUUGAAAGAUCGAUUGACACGACGACGGGAAUUCAUGAGACCAUCGUUGGCAAUGCAAGUCAAAAGAGCGUUUGCUGCAUCAAAUGAGGCGACAAGAUUCAUUAAAUAUCUUCCUGCUUUGGGCGAGGAUUAA